AUGGCUAGCAAAUUUUUACUUUUCACAAUGGGAGCUCUACCCUUAGCUCAGUUGUAAAGACAGCAGUUUUCAUAGAAUAAUGAGAUGGCAGAGGAGGGUAAUACUGAAAGACAAGCAAUAUGCAUUCUUAACUCUGAAAAUGGACAAACUGGAAAGGGAAUCGUUCACUUUAUCCAAUCAUCAUUGGUUGCUAGAACUCAGAUCCAAGGACAAUUCUCAGGCCUUAACCCAAAUCAAAGACAUGGCUUCCAUAUCCAUCAGUACGGUAACUUAAGCCAAGGCUGUGUGACUGCUGGCCCUCACUAUAACCCUUUGAAUCAAGUUCAUGGUGGUCCAGAUAGCGCUAUCAGACAUGUAGGUGAUCUUGGCAACGUUUAGGCUGAUGAAAGUGGAAAUGCCAAAGUUGAUUUCAUAGAUCAUCAAGUAACUCUCUACGGACCCCACUCUGUCGUAGGCAGAGCUUGCGUUCUCCACAGAGAUACUGAUGACCUUGGAACUUCAGAUAACGAAGAGUCAAAGAAGACAGGAAACGCUGGCCCUAGAAUCGCCUGUGGUAUUAUUGGAUUAAGCAAAGAGUGA
Molecule: messenger RNA, 579 nt
Organism: Stylonychia lemnae
Lineage: Eukaryota; Ciliophora; Spirotrichea; Sporadotrichida; Oxytrichidae
Source: the annotation of a GenBank genome assembly